AAACAAUAAUAUUUGUGAAUCCAUCUUUCUUCAUAAUUUGGUCGCUUAAAAGUCUCUCCUCACUCACUCAUCACUCCAUCCCCAUACCCCCAAAUUCCUACAUCGGAUCUCCCAAUUUCUCACUAUUUCAAUCCACUUCUCAAUCAAUCUAUAGAUGCCCGCUGCUCUGAAUCCACCGGAAAAUCGAUCAGAUCGUUCCACCUCAGAUUCCAGCUGCAGCAGUCGAUCGGUUUGCUUGAUUGAUUGAUUGAUUGAUAGGUAGAUACGUAUACAGAUGGCUUCCCCUGGCAAUCCCCACGCACCAGGCGGAGGUCCCUUCGAUAUGCACAAAUUGUUCAAGCCCUCCACGCCGCCGCCUCAGCAGCAGCAUCCCACCUCCACCCCCAAUUCCAACCCUAACCCUCAGAGCUUCCCCAACAACGUCAGCAAUGCUAAUUCCAACCCUAAUUUGGUCUCCGCCCCCUUCCCAGUCCCGUCGGCAUCGUAUCCGCCGCCUACCGGCGCCGGAAGUGGGAACUACUCCUAUUCCCCACAGACGUCGCCGUACCAUUACCACCCGGUGUACACCCCCUACUCCAACCCCCCUCCGCCGCCGCAUCAGGAGUAUGCUAAUGUGCACCCUCAGAGAUCGAUGUCUUAUCCCACCCCGCCGCUCCAGCCCCAGCUGCAGGCGCCGCCUAAUUCGCAGCACCAAAAUAAUUUUCAGAACCCCCCAAAUCCCCACCCCCAAAACCCUAAUAAUCCAGGUGCUCGUUUGAUGGCGUUGCUGAGUGCGCCGCCUUCUACCAUGGAUGUUGUUCCGCAGCAGCUGUCAAUGCCAAUGGCUCAAAUCCACCCCACUUCCUCAUCGGGCUCUGAUUUUUCUAUGCUGCAGAAUGUGAACGUCUUGCCCUCUUCUGGCCAGGGUAUGGCUGUUUCACAUCAGGGCCCGGUAAUGCGGAUGCCGAGUAGUAAGCUGCCCAAGGGGCGGCAUUUGAUCGGAAGUAAUGUUGUUUACGACAUAGAUGUUAGAUUGCCUGGAGAAGUGCAGCCUCAACUUGAGGUUACACCCAUCACAAAAUACGGAUCAGAUCCUGGACUUGUUUUGGGGAGGCAAAUCGCGGUCAACAAGACUUAUAUCUGUUAUGGGCUGAAGUUGGGGGCCAUCCGGGUGCUCAAUAUUAACACUGCUUUGAGAUCCUUGCUUAAGGGUCUAGCGCAGAGAGUCACAGACAUGGCUUUCUUUGCUGAAGAUGUUCACCUUUUGGCUAGUGCAAGCGUUGAUGGGCGGGUUUACGUGUGGAAAAUAACAGAAGGUUCUGACGAAGAAGAUAAACCUCAGAUUACUGGAAAGAUAGUUACUGCCUUACAAAUUACUGGAGAGGGGGAAUCUCUCCAUCCUAGAGUUUGUUGGCACUGUCAUAAACAAGAAGUUCUUGUAGUGGGAAUCGGUAGGCGCGUUCUGAAGAUUGAUACUACAAAAGUUGGAAAAGGUGAAAAGUAUUCAGCAGAGGAGCCACUUAAAUGUCCAAUUGAAAAGUUGAUUGAUGGCGUCCAACUUGUUGGCAGCCAUGAUGGAGAAGUGACUGACUUGUCUAUGUGCCAGUGGAUGACCACACGCUUGGUAUCGGCUUCAGUGGAUGGAACGAUAAAGAUUUGGGAGGAUCGCAAGUCAUCUCCAAUUGCAGUUCUCAGGCCACAUGAAGGACAACCUGUCAAUUCCGUGACCUUGUGGCUGCUCCUCAUCGUGCACUCAAUUGUCAAAGUGUUCAUGCAGGGCCCCCUGAAUCGAGAAUUGAAGAUAUGGGUUUCAGCAAGUGAAGAAGGGUGGUUGCUUCCUAGUGACGCAGAAUCAUGGAACUGUAUUCAGACGUUGGAAUUGAGAAGUUCAGAGGGUCAACUAGAAGAAGGUUUCUUCAAUCAAGUAGCAGCAUUGUCACAAGCUGGCCUUCUUUUAUUAGCAAAUGCUAAGAGAAAUGCUAUUUAUGCUGUGCACAUGGAAUAUGGUCCUAACCCAGCAGCAAGUUGUUUUGAUUAUAUAGCAGAAUUUACAGUCACUAUGCCAAUACUCAGUUUUACAGGGACAAGCGAAGUAGGACCUCAUGGUGAACAAAUUGUUCAAGUGUAUUGUGUCCAGACACAGGCUAUUCAGCAGUAUGCUUUAGACUUGUCACAGUGUCUGCCACCCCCUACAGAGAAUGUAGUCUAUGAGAAGACAGACUCUAGUGUCUCACGGGAUGCUGCAAGUAUUGAAGGGAUUGCUAGGAUGGAGCCGUCUGGCAGUAAACCAUCAGAGAUUUCUAUAUCUAGCACAGCUCCCAAGGCAAGCCUGCAUGAAGGUGGCUUGGAUAAUGCAUCAACCAUUAGGUAUGCUGUUGGUGCUGCUUCCGGUGAGUCACCAGCUAUACAAGAGUUUGCUACCUCAAGUAUGGAGUCCAAACAAGUUAAUUUGUCCAAAGCUGUUAAUGAAACUGAUAUUUCUCUUGCCACUUCAACUCAACUCCCUCUGAGUCCCAGGGUUUCUAGAUCUCUAUCUGGUUUUAGUCGAUCAAGCAGCAUUGAGCAUGGCCCACCUGGUUCGGAGCAGAAAGUGAUUGAAUAUUCAGUAGAUAGACCAAUGGAUGGUAUUCAUGGAAACUUGUCUGAUGUUGCUUCAUUGGAUGGUGAUUCUCAAGAUGAUAUUUCUGCCGCUCGCAAUCAUCCAAUCAAGUUCAAACACCCCACUCAUUUGGUAACUCCUGCUGAGAUAUUGAUGGCCACUUCAUCCUCUGAUGUUAACCACGCAAUUGAGCCCCAAAGUGAGGGUGAGCGUAAUAUUCAAGAUGUGGUAGUUAGCAAUGAUACAAGGAAUGUUGAGGUAGAGGUCAAAGUUGUUGGCGAAACAAGAUUCAGUCAAAGUAAUGAUAUUGAGCCCCGAGAAGAACUUGAGACUUUUGUGUCAGAGAAUAAGGAAAAAACCUUUUGCUCUCAAGCUUCUGAUCUUGGAAUGGGAAUGGCUCGGGAAUGCCGCAUCUUGUCUCCUGAAACGUACACUGUGGAGGAAGCUAGGCAGGUUAGUGGGACAGAUCGAAGAGAAGCAGAUACCCAACCCUCUACCACAGUGGAAGAAGGUCAUGACUCUGCAAAGGAUAUGACUCAGAAGGAUGCCGAUUCUUCAACCCCUUUGGCUGCUCAACCAACUGCACCAACUACGAAAGGGAAGAAGCAAAAGGGAAAGAGUGCUCAAGGAUCGAGUCUAUCUUCACAAUCUCCUAGUGAGUUCAAUUCAACUGAUUCUACUGUUGAACCUGGUGUUAGCUCUAGUACUCCCCAGGCAGAAACUGGAGUUCCACAAAUACUUUCCAUGCAAGAAAUGCUGAAUCAGAUUGUGAACAUGCAAAAUGAAAUGCAGAAACAAAUGGCACUGAUGGUUGCCGUUCCAGUUACCAAAGAGGGAAAAAGACUUGAGGCAGCCUUGGGAAGAAGCAUGGAGAAAGCUGUCAAAGCCAAUUCUGAUGCUUUGUGGGCUCGUCUUCAAGAUGAAAAUGCAAAACAGGAAAAAGCAGCUAAAGAGCGCAUGCAACAGCUAACGAAUACAAUCAGUAAUUGCUUAAACAAAGACUUACCUGCUAUCAUAGAGAAAACUGUCAAGAGAGAACUGACUACGAUUGGGCAAUCUGUGGCACGCACCAUUACGCCAGCCAUUGAGAAAACAAUUUCCACUUCCAUUAUAGAGAGCUUCCAGAAAGGAGUAGGUGAUAAAGCUGUAAAUCUGUUGGAAAAAUCAGUCAGCUCCAAACUUGAAGCUUUGGUUGCUAGGCAAAUCCAAGUUCAAUUUCAAACUUCUGGCAAGCAAGCUCUGCAGGAAACCCUGAAAUCGAGCCUGGAAGGUUCUGUAAUCCCUGCAUUUGAGAUGUCAUGUAGGACCAUGUUUGAGCAGGUCGAUACAGCAUUUCAAAAAGGAAUGGUUGAGCAUACGUCAGUGGUUCAGCAACAAUUUGAGGCAUCACAUUCUCCAUUAGCGCUUGCACUAAGGGAUGCUAUAAAUUCAGCAUCAUCAAUGACUCAAACUUUGAGCAACGAGUUGCUUGAUGGUCAAAGAAAAUUGUUAGCUAUUGCUGUAUCCGGAGCGAAUUCUAAAGCUCCGAGUCUAUUGAGUCAACUAAGUAAUGGUCCUUUGGGUUCACUUCAUGAGAAGCUUGAGCUUCCCCCUGACCCGACCAAAGAGCUAUCUAGAUUAAUAGCUGAGCGCAAGUAUGAGGAAGCUUUCACCGCUGCCCUUCAGAUGAGUGAUGUUAAUAUAGUAUCUUGGCUGUGCUCUCAGGUCGACUUACCCGGAAUUUGUUCGGUGAAUCCCCUUCCUUUGAGCCAAGGUGUACUUCUCUCCCUUCUACAGCAAUUGGCUUGUGAUAUAAGCAAUGAGACACCUCGUAAGUUAACGUGGAUGCGGGAGGUUAUGACUGCAAUAAAUCCAACUGACCCGAUGAUCGCAGUACAUGUACGCCCAAUCUUUGAGCAAGUAUAUCAAAUACUAAACCACCAGCGCAACCUUCCAACGUUGGGCGGUGCUGAACUUGCCAACAUCCGCUUGAUCAUGCAUGUCAUCAACUCCAUGCUCAUGAGCUCUAAAUGAUUGAUGUGGUUUGCUGGAGCCAUUCGGAUUUGGGUGCUUAAAUCUUUUGCCUUUUCCCCGAAUGAUAGGACCAUUGUUAGCAGCAGUUUGUGUGAAUUUUAACUAUGCAGUUUUAGUGAGUUUUCCAUAUGCAAUUUUGUACUGUGGUACACUGUCUGUCCAGUUACAAUUCUGUGUCUGGAUUUGACUCUCUUCCAUUUGUUUGUCAUAUUGAUUUUCCCAGUUUCAUUUGAAAUAUAUAUAUGCAAUUAAGGGAUA
This is a messenger RNA of Salvia hispanica, 4849 nucleotides long. The record is from RefSeq and is a predicted model, not a curated record. NCBI's taxonomy places the organism in Eukaryota, Viridiplantae, Streptophyta, Magnoliopsida, Lamiales, Lamiaceae.